Molecule: messenger RNA, 243 nt
Organism: Ostertagia ostertagi
Lineage: Eukaryota; Metazoa; Nematoda; Chromadorea; Rhabditida; Trichostrongylidae
Source: the annotation of a GenBank genome assembly
AUGACAUCAGCCACGACAGAUACGAAAACGUUCAGAUGGAUCCUUUUCUACCUGGCCCUUCCAUGCCAUUGGUCACGGAAUCGACCCAUGGACCAGCCUUGGUGGAAGUCCUCCCCAACAAAUCCGUUCCUACAGGACAUUGCAGCGCAGGAAACGCUCCAGCCGUCACCACUACCGCCACCGUACCACUCUGAAUUCGGUCUCCCUCCGCCUUCCGAUCUGGCUCUGGGCAAAAAAGACUGA